Molecule: messenger RNA, 1421 nt
Organism: Cannabis sativa
Lineage: Eukaryota; Viridiplantae; Streptophyta; Magnoliopsida; Rosales; Cannabaceae
Product: ataxin-3 homolog
Exons: 2
Coding region: 210-1058 (282 amino acids)
Biological process (GO): protein deubiquitination
Cellular component (GO): nucleus
Molecular function (GO): cysteine-type deubiquitinase activity
Source: RefSeq, a predicted model, not a curated record
UAAAAUUAAAUAAAUAAAUGAAUAAAAAAGAAGGAUAUUUUUCCGUUAUGUUUCUCUCUCAUCUUCAUUUCGCCAAAGCUAAACCAACUAUCAUUUUCGAUUUCGAUUAUCAAAACCAGACCAAAAUCUUUUUAGGGUUUACUUCUUUUACUGUACACAACCACACUGCAAUAGAGGUUGAUUGAUUGAUUAUUUGAUUGCUGAAGCUGAUGAUGGCGACCACAACCAUGGAAGGAGCCAGCAAUGGAGGGAUCUUGUACCACGAGGUACAAGAGUCCAAGCUAUGCGCUGUACAUUGCGUGAACACGGUUUUACAAGGCCCUUUCUUCUCUGAAUUCGAUUUGGCCGCACUCGCUUCUGAUCUCGAUCUCAAGGAACGCCAGAUGAUGAUCCAAGGUGCUGCUGCUAGCUCCGGAGAUUUCUUCUCUGAAGAGUCACAUAACGUCUCUUUGGACGGUGAUUUCAGUAUUCAGGUUCUAGAAAAGGCUUUGGAGGUUUGGGAUCUCCAAGUCAUACCCCUUCAUUCUCCAGUUGCUGAGCCUGCUCAGAUCGACCCUGAACUCGAAAAUGCAUUCAUUUGUCAUUUGCACGACCAUUGGUUCUGUAUAAGAAAAGUCAACGGAGAGUGGUACAAUUUUGACAGUUUGUAUGCGGCCCCAAUGCACCUCUCCAAGUUUUACCUCUCAGCUUAUUUAGACACUUUGAAAGGCGCCGGUUGGAGCAUUUUUCUGGUUAGAGGAAAUUUUCCAAAGGAGUGCCCCAUUUCAGCUUCCGAAGCUUCUAAUGGUUAUGGCCAGUGGCUUUCACCAGAAGAUGCAGAGAGAAUAACGAAAUCCUUGGGCUCCUCUACUCAGGCGCCAUCUGAGAAGCCAAGUUUGAAUCAACAAUCAUCUGAUCUAUCAUACGGGGAAGCUGAAAUGCUCUCUCAGAUGGAAGAUGACGACUUGAAAGCUGCAAUAGCUGCAAGUCUAAUGGAUUCCGCCCCAGCGUCGAGCAAAUCUGAAGCUGUAGCUUCUUCACAAGAUGAAAACGAAAGCAGCAAAAAUAAAGUUGAAUAAGAAAGAUUCUCAAUAAGAUUCUUUAAUUUAUCAUCUAAUGGCUGGAGAAGACAAUCAUCCAUGUUGGGAUUAAGUCGGUCAAACUCGCAUCCUUGGCACUAAAGUCAAUUGUAUUUUGGAGGGUAUACGUCUGCAUUUUGCAUCAUACUUUUUGCCUGAGUCUACAUUGAAGUUUAUUUCCACUGUAAAACUAAUAAAUUUCCCAACUUGCAAUGGAUGAUCAUAUUUUAUGGGUUUCACCAAUCAACCAUUGUUGUUAAGAGUUUCAUUUAUUGAUUUUGUCUCUCGUAAUGUCUGAUUAUCAAAGUUAUUAUUGGUGCAAUAAUAAUAUGGUGAAUUAAGAAAUUUUAAAUUUAUAAUCAA